GAGUAAACCAACGGAGUGUGAAUCGUGUGAAUCGAUUAGCAGCCAUCUCUCAAUCGCCAUUCUGUUAGAAGUGCGUCGCGUCUUGAAGCGUGUGUUUGUUUAGUUAUCUAGAAAACGCCGGCUUUUUUACUUCUCCAAAAUGGUUAAAAUGGAUCAUGAGGAUGGCAAGAAUGAGCCAGAACAUGUUCGAAAGCUUUUCAUUGGAGGUUUAGACUACCGAACAACUGACGACUCAUUGAAAAAACAUUUUGAGCAAUGGGGUGAAAUCGUAGAUGUCGUAGUAAUGAAAGACCCUAAAACCAAAAGGUCACGAGGGUUUGGAUUUAUUACGUAUUCUCGAGCCCAUAUGGUAGAUGAUGCACAAAGUGCUAGACCUCACCGCGUUGAUGGCCGAGUUGUUGAGCCUAAAAGAGCUGUUCCAAGGCAAGAAAUUGGAAGGCCUGAAGCUGGAGCUACUGUUAAAAAAUUAUUUGUUGGAGGAUUAAAAGAUGAUCAUGAAGAAGAAGAUUUAAGACAAUACUUUCAGAGCUAUGGCAGUAUCAAUUCAAUUAGUAUUGUUACUGAUAAAGAGACUGGUAAAAAGCGUGGAUUUGGAUUUGUUGAAUUUAAUGACUAUGACCCUGUUGACAAAAUUUGCCUCCAACGCAAUCAUCAAAUCCGUGGAAAACAUGUUGAUGUCAAAAAAGCUUUGAGUAGAGCAGAAAUGGCAUCCGGAACUGGAGGAUCCAGUGGUGGUGGUGGCGGCGGUGGCCGUGGAAGCCAAGGUGGUGGACGUGGUCCUAGAGGAGGUAAUCAAGGAGGUGGAAACUGGGGAGGCCGUGGUGGUAGUGGCGGCGGCGGUGGUGGCGGUGGUGAUUGGAAUAACGGAGGCAACCAAGGAUACGGCGGAAAUCAAGGAGGAUGGGGUGGUAAUGGCCCUUGGGAAAAUCAGAAUCAAAGUGGAAGUUGGGGAGGCCAAGGUGGUCAGGGAGGAUAUAACAGUGGCGGUAAUUGGAGUAAUGAUAACUUCGGAAGCGGUUACCAGCAAGGCUAUGGCGGUGGUCCAGUCAGAAAUAACUUCAACUCAGGCGGACGGCCAGCACCCUACGGUACUAGUAUGGGUCCUAGUGGCCGGCAAUCUGGAGACGCGAGAUGGAUGCCACCCUUCGGUGGGCAAGGACCAAUGGGUGGUAACUCCGGCGGUGGUGGUGGCGGCGGCUACGGAGGUAACCAAGGAGGUUACGGAGGUGGUGGCGGUGGUAUGGGAGGAGGAAAUAUGGGUGGUGGAGGCGGACGUAGAUAUUAAGAAGAUGUUAACCAGAGAACUCUCCCUCGAUCGGUGACCCCCUACUACUUGUCUUCUAGUCGCCAGUACUUCUGUACUGUUUAGUUGUGGAGCAGGCAGGGCUAAAAGGCUAGAGAGACAGGACAUGGCAGGACAAUCAGGAGAUACAGGAGAACAGUGUGAAAGAAGCGACACCCAGUUGUAUAGCUUGCAGUGAGGGAAUACUAAUUAAUUUGUUAGCGUAAACCUCUUCGCUGUAUUUUAUUUAUUAGCACUAGUGCCACAUCAGAAAAGAUACGAGUUUGAAAAAAUAGAUCAGUUAAUUCAUUAUUUCUGUAACUGAGCAAUUUGUUAGGCCGUGUCUGCAAUUCAGUCUUACAGUUAUCGAUUCAUGACGUAUUUUGACAGAAACUAUUUAUUAUUCUAUUUCAUUCAUUUCUUCUUAUUAUUACACUAUCAUAUCCUUUGUCAGUAUCAUAAAAAACUUCUUACAUACAUAUUUUACAACAAAAAAAUAUCGCGUCACUUAAAGAAAAAUAGAACAACUUAAUUCUUACGCGUAUUUUUACCUAUUUCUCUAAAUAAUCCUGUGUUUCUGCGUGAAUAUCACAAUUCAGUAAUACAAGGGAGAUAUUAAAAUGUUUAUAUGUCAGAUUUUAAUGGUCAAUGCACUAAAUAUAUAUAUAUAUGUAUGAGAGUGAUGAGCGAACGGGUCAAUGUAAGAAUCUAGGUUUUAACAAAAAAAAAAAGAUUUAUUUAUUAUUGUGGAAGUUAAUCAUUAGAUACAUAUGAUUCUUAUGUAGACCAAAGAAAUCAAAAACAGAAUAAAUUAUAAAGACCAUUCGAGGGAGAGAUAUGAAAUAGACGCGCGCGAAAAUAAAAAUGAAACUUUUUCAAAUACAGAAAAUCCAAAAAAAUUAUUGAUAAGAGUUAAUUUAAAAUGCGAAAAAAAUACAAUACGUAUCAGCAUUUUUCAGGUGUUAAUGUAGGAUACACCACGUAAUUUUUAAGUUGUAAUAUCUUAAGCUAGAUAAUAAAUAUGACCAGAACCUUUUUCCACGACAAUUUUUAAUUUAAAAAAAAAAAAAAAAACAAAAAUAAAAUUAUUGUCAUAAAGAUUAGGCUAUAAGUUUUUUUCUUUGAAUGAGAUAAUAACAUGUAGUUUAUUAUAGGACAAACAUCAGAGUAGAAUACAUGUUUUAAUCAAAAAAUGGUUGAAAAACGUAGCUGAUUAAAGUGAACUUUAGUUUAUUAAUAAAAAAAAAAAUUUGUUUAUUAUGUAUAAAUGACAAAAUUAUGAAAUACGGAUUUUUGUAUAUCAAAAGGAAAAAAUGUGUCGCUCAAUUAAUCUAGAGCUCAGUAAUUUAUUUGUAAGCACAGUAUUAAAUCAUUGGUAUAACGACCAAUCAUUACUAUUUUGUAGUUUAUUCCUGAUUUCUUCAUUGGAUUUUAUUUGUACCUUCAUUGUCAGUCUUGUAGAUAAGGGAUGUGCAGUUUUUGUGAUGAGAAGAAUAAAAAAUGAGCUUAGGCUUAUCUAGAAUCUACACUAUUUUGUGUAGAAAUUCCUCCUACCAAGGGGUGUCUUCUUUCAUUUUUAUAUUGAAUUUUAUCACUCGAAAUUUAUAUGAAUAAUUACUGUCAAUUAAUUUAUGUAAGUGAGGUCCAUCAGGAUUUUGAGGUUGUGAGAAUAAAUUCUCAUUUACAGUCGAAUUGACUCAUCAAUAAAAUAAAUAAAAGAAUCUGUUACUUUGAAA
Chelonus insularis is the source of this 3018-nucleotide messenger RNA. RefSeq names its product heterogeneous nuclear ribonucleoprotein A1, A2/B1 homolog (gene Hrb87F). Gene Ontology annotation, molecular function: mRNA 3'-UTR binding. NCBI's taxonomy places the organism in Eukaryota, Metazoa, Arthropoda, Insecta, Hymenoptera, Braconidae. Gene Ontology annotation, cellular component: catalytic step 2 spliceosome. The coding region runs from base 140 to 1285 and encodes 381 amino acids. Gene Ontology annotation, biological process: mRNA splicing, via spliceosome. The transcript is spliced from 6 exons. The record is from RefSeq and is a predicted model, not a curated record.